AUGCUGAUGUUGAUGCUGUUGUGUUCAGCUGCUGUAAACCCUAUAUGUUCUUCGGUGGUCUCGUUUCUUCGCAGUCGCUCUGGUACAGCUGUUAUUUUCUUUGGCUUAGAAGCCCACUGUGUGCUUUUAUGCGCUGCUCUACUGAUAUAUUGCAAAUUAAUCAAUGAGGCGAUUGAGGCCUUCGAGUUCGUUGCGAAUAAACGACAAACUGUUCUACGAAUCUCUCCGUCACAGAUUCGUACUAUUGAUCUCCUCAAGAAUCUCGUCUCGUCGGCUCCGGUUGUAUUGUUACCAGUGAGUCGUCCGAUGUUGCUUUGUUCUAUAUCUCUUUCUACUCUUCCAAUUUUGGCUGGGAUUCGUAGUGGCUUAGAACCUGUGAUUGAAGUGUUCGUCGGUACAACAAUGGUGUGGGAUUCCAUUGGGUCUCAAAGGCGUACUAGUAUCUGACUCGUUAUGCGCUGAACUCGUCAUGAAUAAUGUACGAUUAGAUGGUCAAGUUGCGAUAAUAUUGUCAUGUUGUCCGUCAAAUCCGGCGGACUCAUCCUCGAAGAAAGUUUUGUUCUGCCUGGUGUUCCACACUAGCAUGGCUAGCGAUCUGAUGAAAUUUACUCGAACCGAUGUUGACAUUAGUGCAGGGGAAGAAAGCAAUGUACCGUGUGAUUUCAGAGUCGACGAAAGCCGUACUGGACGCGCACUUCCUUUGGUACAGGGGCAAGGAUACCUGGCCUUCUUCUUCGCCACAUCACAAUCCAAUGGUCUCCUCGGUGUUGA
Molecule: messenger RNA, 771 nt
Organism: Haemonchus placei
Lineage: Eukaryota; Metazoa; Nematoda; Chromadorea; Rhabditida; Trichostrongylidae
Source: the annotation of a GenBank genome assembly